AUGUCUCAAAUUGAGGAUCCUGAACCUCCUUCCGAUCCCGAACAGCGCUCCGUCAUCGACAAAUUAGCCCAAUUCGUUGCUCGUAAUGGACCAGAUUUUGAGCACAUGACAAUGGAAAAGCAGCAAGGCAAUCCUCAAUUUGCCUUCCUCUUUGGCGGGGAGCAUUCCGAUUACUAUAAACAUAGAGUUGAUGAACUGAAAAAGGUCGUGCAACAGCAACCACCACCUCCUCAAAUGAUGUCACAGCAUCAGUCUUUUCAUCCCGAUCCAAUGGGUUCUCAUUGGGGAGGUCCGCCAUACAGUCGAAAUUGGGAGGAAGGUGGAGAAGGUUGGAAUAACACUCCAUGGCCGCCACCACUACCACCUCCUCAAGGUAACUGGGGGCCUAAUUGGGGACCUCAAAAUGGUCCCCCACCCCCUUGGUGUCAUGGUCCUUAUCCUCCGAAUUUCUACCCCCCUCCCCCACCUCCACCACAGCAGACACCUCCAUUGACAGAGGAAGACGUGAAGAGGAGUGAGGUGAAUCUCAAAGCCCAGUACGACAAGAUAAUCGGGGAGGAGAAACCCCAAGCUGUUCGUCAGUGUCUAGACAAAGCUCGCAUGGAUGCAUUCAUUAAUACAGCAGCUACCCUCUCUGUCAACCCAGAAGAAUUUUCUGGUGCAAUUCAACCGCUAAUCGAACUGUGUACUAAGGAGAAUAUCGCCAAGGGAAAGAACUGGGCUGUAGAACUGAUGUCUCGUGGUGAAGCUUAUGCUAAUCUCGUUGCGGAUUAUCUUCUUCUUCGUGCCCAAAACAUGGAUACCAGCUUUGAGACACGUCUUCACAUCGUGUACCUUAUUAAUGACCUUCUUCACUUCCUCAAGCGCCAUUCUGAUGUCGCUCAUUUCCAGUCAGCACUGUAUCGGAUCGUUGUACCGGUCUACUCGUUGGCUCUUGAGAUGGCAGAUGAAGAGAAGAAGGUUAAAUUGAUUAGGGUACUCAGUUUAUGGGAAACCAAUGCCUACCUCCCCGAUGACGUAUUGAAAAGUAUGAAAGAGGAGGCAAUUCGCGAGGCUUUUAUGAAGGAAUGGAAAGCGGAACAAGAUAAGAUGCAUGCAGAGAAGAUUGCCGAAGUGGAGGCCGAACAUGUAACUCGUUAUGAGGCGUUAAAAAAGCAGCAUGAUGACUUCGCUGAACACGUACACAAGACGUUGGCGGCAGCAGCCGAGUUGGAACAUUCGGAAGGUGGGCCUCCACCUUUUCCCGAUUUUUCUCGAUAUGGACCACCCCCGCCACCCCCGCAGGGCUUUGGUGGUGGUGGUGGUGGUGGAGGUGGUGUUGGCAGUGGUUGGGGUGGCGGAGGUGGAAAUUUCGAUCCUCCACCUUGCUGGCACGGACCUCCACCCUUCAUGACAGGACCGCCACCAAUGCCUGGACGUGGUGGCGAUCGGUGGGGACGUGGGAGAGGUGGAGACAUGCCUCCCUAUCACCCUGACGAUGAGUUUUACGAUACUAGAAGGGGAGGUCCGCCUCCUCCACUCAUGCCGUACCGUGGUGGGCCUUCUAGAGAUCGCUAUCGACGUGAUGGACGGUUUGACGAACCCUAUUACAACCACCACCAUCAUCAGGACGAUCGUUCCUACCGUGGCGGUAUGCAACAUCGACGUCGUUAUGAGGAGAAUGAAGAGGAAUUGCAUCAUUCUGGAGGUGUGGAAAAUCAGGCGUUGGAGGAGGAGGUGGAGCAACAGCAACAGGCUAGUCCGCCAUCUGAAGAGGACCUAAUUCCAAAAGCCCCUUUUUGGCAACUGCCUGCAGGACUCAUGCACCCGUUGAUAGGGCCAAAAGACUUUGAUUUUACCCCAUUGGACCCCGCAAAGCUUCGUCUUCUUCCACCGGAACCGCCUUCGGAACAGUUGAUGCUCGCGUUGGAUGCGUAUUAUGUUCAACCUUCGCACGACCGCCCACGCGAUCCAGAAGGCUGGGAGCGGCUCGGAUUGUUCGAAUUCUACCGGGCUAAAGAAGAGGCGAGAAACCGAAAGGAAAGUGAUGUCAGUGCGGCGGCAACAGAGGAGGAAGAAGAGAAAAGUGGCUCAGCUUCGCCAGCAGAUCGUCCAAAGAAUCGGGGUCUACCGCAACUGGCCUACCUUACCGCCUACCCCAAAUCUGCUAUCGGUCAGGCGAUUCGCACGGGUCCAGCAGCUUUAAUCGCCACGCCUCCACCUAAUUUGGGUAUGCCGAAGAUGAAUGCUCAGUUUGCAGCCGCUGCUGCUGUUGCUGCGGUUAAUUCCGGGGCUGGAAGUGGGGAUUUACCGGGAGGGGUUUUGAAAUACCCUCCACCGGGAGUGCCUCCGUCGACGCAGCAGAAUAGCGUUGGCCAGGUUCCACCACCUACUCAGUUAAUUUCAAGAGCUUCCAGAUUCACUUCGGCUACCCGUCGACGCUCGAGAUCACGAUCUAGGUCGUAUUCAAGGUCUCGGUCUGGGUCUCGAUCUGAUUCACGCUCUUCUGGAUCGUCAUCUCGGUCGCGAUCUCGAUCCCGCUCUUCUCAAUCGCGUAGUCGUUCACCUCCCUCUGACCGUCGUUAUCGGGAUCGAUCGAGGUCCCCUAGAAGUGCCGAUGGGUCAAUAACUACGGCAGGCUUCAUGCGUCGUAGUGGUGGCGGCGGUGGUGGUGAUCAGAGGAACAAUCGAAGAGGUGGGAUGGGAGGUAGCUAUCCCCCUCCACAGCAUCCUGCCCAAUGGGGUUACGAUCAUCCACUCCCUCCUCCGCCAAUGAUGUCACCAUUUGAUCGAAGGGGUGGUCCUCCUGGCCAGAUGUAUCCGGCUUACGGUGGCGGUGGUUACCGCGGCAACGGCUAUAGCGCCUCGUCGCCUCCUCCUCAUCCUCCGCCCCCUCAUUCACCCAUGGGAAACGGCCAACGCGGGGGUGGCUCCUAUUAUGGAAGUGGGGGUGGGAAUUCCUACGGCAACGCUAACAGACGCGGAGGAUACUACUCUGAAGAGGUGAUCGCUCCUAUAUUGACCGUAUUCGUGGGAGGUAAUCAUGAGGCGUCGAAUUAUCUACAGGAACUGCCUUAUGGAGGAUGGGUGGCGCCAAACAUCUGGUAUAUGGGCUACGCUGGAGUCGUGCAAUUCGCAGGUCUUCGAAUCGGUGGUUUUUCAGGCAUCUACAAAGUCCAUGACUAUUGCCUUGGUCACUUCGAACAUCCACCGUACAACGAGGCCACUAAGCGCUCCGUCUAUCAUCUUCGAAGCCUCGAAGUCUUUCGUCUCGGUCAAAUCUCCCGUCGUCUGGACAUCAUGCUGAGUCAUGACUGGCCACGAGGCAUCUAUCACUACGGUGACACACAGCGUCUAUUGAUGCGGAAACGUCAUUUCAGGGCUGAAGAUCCUCCAGAUCGACAGACAAAGUUCCUCGCUUUGGAUAAGUGCCUUCCAUCCCGAGACUACCUCCAGUUCCUGGACAUUGAACCGGAUCCUUCACCCGCUGCAUUCGAUACAGAAGGUAAUGUCGUAGGUGCAGAUGCAGAGCAUGGACCCAUAAUCGUCACCAACAUAGCAACAGAGGAGGAGGAGGAGGAAGAUGCAAAGAAAAAACUGUUUAUCGACCCGGAGUGGAUGUGUAUUCUGCAGUCUACGAAUCAGUUUCUGUCGCUCACACAGAUACCAUGUAUGUUGCCAGGACAGGAUGGCAAGCCAAUACGGUCAUAUUCUGCGACGGCAGACGAUCUAAAAUCCAUUUAUGAGACUUUCGGAGGCAUCUUUAGUCUGCCUCACAACUUUGAACGCACCGCUCCAAUCUACAAACCGGAAGACACGAGCUUAAGACGAAGAGACAAUCAAAAACUGGCGAAGUUAGCUGAAGUCGAUGCUCGGAAUCAAAAGCAGGCCUUUUUCUCGAAUCCUCAAACCGAGUUGUUGUGUGCCAUGUUGGAACUGACCAAUCCAAAUGCGGCACUGAUGGGAAAGGCGUCGUAUAACUUGUCUGAAAUGACAAGUCGUAUAAUGACAAAGGAUGAAGAUGACGGUGAUGGUGUUGUGAGUAGUGAUGAGGAUGGAUUUGGACCGAGUCCGUCAAAGUCGUCUCGAACGAUACCGAAUCCAGAGGAGAUAAAUCUGGACGAUGUAUACGAACACGAUCCAGGAUCGGUUGGAGGUGUGUACGGGAGUGAAACUUUAGAGGCACCGAUGAAUGACAAUGAGUACAAUCCGGAACCGGUUGUUAAAAAUCCCGAAGUGAUCGAUAUUGAUGGUUUAGACGAUGAGGAAGUCGAAGAAAACGAAGAACCGGAAGCAUAUGAACCACACUCUCUGACUGGUUGCAGAAUCGACCCCGGGGUUACUUACAAUCCUCAACCGAUGAAUUUAAAUGAGUCAAUUGUGGAGAGGAGCAAAACUAAGUAG
Molecule: messenger RNA, 4383 nt
Organism: Echinococcus granulosus
Lineage: Eukaryota; Metazoa; Platyhelminthes; Cestoda; Cyclophyllidea; Taeniidae
Product: Lariat debranching enzyme
Exons: 10
Coding region: 1-4383 (1460 amino acids)
Biological process (GO): intracellular calcium ion homeostasis; mRNA processing
Cellular component (GO): perinuclear region of cytoplasm
Molecular function (GO): hydrolase activity, acting on ester bonds; RNA binding
Source: RefSeq, a predicted model, not a curated record